Aspergillus clavatus NRRL 1 is the source of this 789-nucleotide messenger RNA. RefSeq lists its product as uncharacterized. The transcript has a single exon. The coding region runs from base 1 to 789 and encodes 262 amino acids. The record is from RefSeq and is a predicted model, not a curated record. Lineage: Eukaryota; Fungi; Ascomycota; Eurotiomycetes; Eurotiales; Aspergillaceae.
AUGCCUCCUCAUGGAUCCUCAUUCACAGCGUUGAAUUUGCCUGCAACAUUCGCAUUGCCGCAAUGCAUGGAAUACUUUACUCUCACCGCCGGCCCGAACACUGACCUCUGGCGCAAGCCGCCCAAUGGCGACACUGCUACAGCGCCGAUUGUGUUUACUUCGUUACGGAAUCCAUUCGUCGUAGCAGAAGUCACGGUCAGUGCGGAUUGGGAGAUGGAAUUUGACCAGGGCGGGAUCGUGGUCUUCGCCGGAGCUGCACCCCAGUCAUUUUCUUCGGAAAGUACGCCACUUUCAUCGGGGACGCCGUUGAAUCUUCAUGGCAUGUCUCAGCCACCGCGGCCUUGCAAAUGGGUCAAAGCCGGCAUGGAAUUCUGCUCAGGAACCGUGAAUGCUUCCUCGGUCAGUGCCACAGCCGACGGGGCUGACUGGUGUGUGUCGCCACUCUGCCUGCCUGACAGCGGACCGAUGACCGUGCACUCUCUACGCAUCAAGCUGGAGCGGGUGGGCCAUUCACUUCUGGUAUGGUAUCAGAUCCCAUCCCUGUCCCCAUUUGCCACGACGCCGGGUGCGGUGGGUAGCACGUGGAAGAAGCUGCGAGAAGUGACAUGGUUCUUCUACGGGGUUGAGGACAAGUUUGUUCACGUGGGGGUAUAUGCGAGUCGUCCGGCCAACAUCUCGCGCAGCAGCACCAUGUGGGAGAUGAUGAACGGGCCGAUGAUGAGUAGUAGUGCCAUAGAUGGGCAUGAUGAAGGUCUGGUGGUGGAAUUUGAGGAUCUGGAGAUUUACUGA